This is a messenger RNA of Durusdinium trenchii, 1377 nucleotides long. NCBI's taxonomy places the organism in Eukaryota, Dinophyceae, Suessiales, Symbiodiniaceae. The record is from the annotation of a GenBank genome assembly.
AUGGCAGCCGAACUCAGUUCCGAUGAGUUUCUGCGCUUGCAGGAGGAGUUACUAAAUCUCAAGAUGCAGACAGAAGAGCUGAGACAGGAGAAUGCUCAAUUACGUCGACACAUCCAUUCCGAGCCACAGGGAACGAUGGCAAACAUGGAUGCCUUGCGAAAGGCUGGUGCAGGAGCAGUCUCAGGAGCCGUGUCAGCCCUGGGGCAGCGCGCGGCCUCUCUGAAGUCCUCAUUGGAUGGAAGUACCUUCCACUUGCAUCCUCAGGCUCCGCAGGGAGAAAGCCACAACCACAGCCAGCGCGAGGCUGCCGAGCUCGCAGAGGUGGCUGCAUUGCAAGAGCGUUUGAAGGCGGUCAUGGAGGACCUCAGUGCCGCACGACAAGAUGCCAUGCUGGCUCAGCGCGAAGCAACUGCUGCCGCUGACCCGCGUGCUGAUAGAGGGGGGGUCGCAAGUCCUCCUGUGGAGGAGGUUCUGACACUGAGCCAGGCCUUGCUCCUGAAGGUUCAGCAGCAGCAGAGAGACUUGGAAAGAGUGCGCGAAGCAGUCGACCGUCAGCAGGCUCAAAUUGCCCGCUUGACGGAGAAGGUUGCCACUGAGAAGGCGGGCAAGCCAUCUGCUGCAGCGUUGCCAGCUCUGGAAGAGCAGUUGCGAAGUGCUGAGGGGAAGCUCGACCACUUAGGCCAACGAUUGCAGUCCUCGCAAGGCACAUCGCGCCUGACCUAUGAGCUGCGAUGCAACAUGGAGUCUGUUCUUGAUCGUGUGAGGCAACGUGACCAAGCGAUUGAGCAGCUGCUGACAAGGCAAGAGCGUAUGGAGCAUGCCAGUGUUUUGCGGCGAGAGCGCUUGAGCUAUGCACAGGAGGACCUCGCAUCAUGUUGGAUGCGGCACGUGGAUCCUCAGCCAGGCAGCGAAAGCUCUGACAUUGAGGGGAAAGCUGAACCCGAAGAGCCAGAUCCAGUGCAGAACCUUUGUACAGAGGAGGCUGUCGGUGUGCAAGUCCUGCACGAGGAUACCGCAGAGCUUGGUUGGGAGGCUGCCGUUGCGGCCAGCCCAACAUCGUCCUGCCAAAGUGAUGCAGGCGAGCUCCAUGUGUUGGAGCAGGAACUUCAGGCGCUCCAAAGUGCAAUGAAAGAAUUACAGCUGCAGAACGCUGAUCGAGCUGAGGGACUGAGAGCCCAAAUCCGGGAGCAUCAGCGGAAGCUGGAUGAGCCGGAGCCGGAAAAACAGAUCGAAGAGGAGUCAAGAAAUGGGCAAACCAACCAAGAGGAGAGCUUUGACUCCAUUCUCUAUGUGCAAAAGAUCGAGGAGUUGGAACGGCAAAAUGCCGGCCUCGAGCAAGACCUUGAACUCCUGAAAUCCAGUGAGCUCACGUCUUAG